Hydatigera taeniaeformis is the source of this 747-nucleotide messenger RNA. Lineage: Eukaryota; Metazoa; Platyhelminthes; Cestoda; Cyclophyllidea; Taeniidae. The record is from the annotation of a GenBank genome assembly.
AUGUCGCAGCAACCGAGUGCCCAACCUCCACCGAAGGCAAGCAAGGCAAACGCUCUCCUCACAUCAAGACAUGACGCGUCUGUGCCACUUCGUCUGCUGAGCACUGAUACUGCUCACUCCUCCCACACACUCAUCCUCGCCAUCGACAAAGGCGAAUUGACCGGAGGUGUCAGUGUCGGGAAAAGACUCUUGCCCCUCUCACAACACACAUUCGUGCCUUGUCUCUCCCUCCUCCCUCUAUCACCUCCACCAACACCACCACCACCACCACCACCCAACUACGACGCAACAUCCCGCAUGUGUUGGAAUGUGUCCAGUCGUGCGACACGUGGUAGACCGUCACCGCAAGCCUGCAAAGGCACCACCACCGCCGUCGACUCAAAGGGAACACUGGUGACAAUUCCAAAAGUGCCAAUCAACAUUUUGAGCCACGAUCAAACUCCCCGCCUUCCACCUUUCCUCUCGCAGAUGCGGAGCUUCAGGUUCUGCCACCAAUACAAAGCCUUAAAAAGCGAACAACCUGCCACCCAGCCAGCCACUCAGUCAGUUAGCAGCCAGCCAGCUAGUCAACCAAAUCAGUCGGUCGGUCGGUCAGUCGGUCGGUCGGGCGACCAGCCAGCCAGCCAGCCAGCCAAGCGGCCAACUGUGGCCAAUCGAUUUGGUCACGUGAUCUCCUCUCGCUGGCUCUGCACUUACUCCUGUAAACGCAUUUUGUCUCCGCUGGCCUUCAAGCCACGCGCUGAUUAG